AUGUUACUGUCACUCACGAUGUUCACGAGAAGAUGGAACAUGGUCAAAUCUCACCCGAUGGCUUCUUGUCAAACUCUGCUGCCCCAGAGCUUAUGAAUAUGGCAGGAGAUGGUAUCCCGCCCGACCAAGUGGAUUCCCUGUCUGAUGAUUUCACUAGUCUCAGGAAAGAUGACCUGAUGCACAGUCCUGGUAGUAAUGCACUCGUAGGAGGAACCAAGAACUGCAGUGUCUCUGUAGAUGAUCGAAAAGUCUCGGUAACGUCUGCUUUGGAAACUGGGCCAAAUACGUCGCAAAUAACUCCUGCUAUGGCACAAGGAAUCAAUGCUGAUAUAAAACACCAGUUAAUGAAGGAAGUUCGAAAAUUUGGACGAAAGUAUGAAAGAAUUUUCACUUUGCUUGAAGGAGUGCAAGGACCUCUUGCAGUGAGGAGGCAAUUUAUUGAAUUUACCAUCAAGGAAGCUGCAAG
Molecule: messenger RNA, 466 nt
Organism: Lipotes vexillifer (Yangtze River dolphin)
Lineage: Eukaryota; Metazoa; Chordata; Mammalia; Artiodactyla; Lipotidae
Product: protein DDX26B-like
Exons: 2
Biological process (GO): snRNA 3'-end processing
Cellular component (GO): integrator complex
Source: RefSeq, a predicted model, not a curated record